CGUGGGAAACGUUGAGAGGGGCUUGUAUGAAAGGGGAACGGUCGUGAGUUGGGUGUUGUGGAUCCAACUUUUGAGGCCACAUGCUGCAACAAUGCAGCCACCUCCCAUUCAGGUUCCAUUUAGAGGGAAGCGUGUGACCAAGAAUGCAGACCCCAAUGCCGAGGUGUACAUGAACUUCAUGAAGAGUCACUGCUGCUAUGAUGCCAUUCCAACCAGCUGCAAACUGGUCAUAUUUGAUACCACACUACAAGUCAAGAAGGCUUUUUUCGCCCUAGUGGCCAAUGGUUUGAGAGCUGCCCCUCUCUGGGACAACAAGUUACAGAGAUUUGUGGGCAUGCUGACCAUCACAGAUUUCAUCAACAUUCUCCAUCGCUACUACAAAUCCCCAAUGGUUCAAAUCUAUGAGCUGGAGUGUCAUAAGAUUGAGACAUGGAAAGAUGUCUAUCUACAGUGCUCCACUCAAUGUCUCAUCAGCAUCACCCCUGAAGCCAGCCUCUUUGAUGCUAUCUAUUCCCUCCUGAGGCACAAGAUACACAGGUUGCCAGUCAUUGACCCAGAAUCUGGCAAUGUCUUACACAUUCUGACCCACAAGAGAAUCCUUAAGUUCCUCUAUAUAUUUGAAGGGAUGGUCCCUAAACCUCGUUUCCUACAGAAGACGAUACGGGAGGUUGGGAUUGGAACAUUCCAGAACAUUGCCACAGUUCUGCAGACUGCCACAGUCUAUGAUGCCCUGUCUGUGUUCGUAGAGAGGAGGGUGUCUGCACUGCCUGUGGUUGAUGAACAAGGCAAGGUGGUGGCACUCUAUUCCAGAUUUGAUGUGAUUAACCUGGCAGCUCAGAAGUCCUACAACAACCUGAACAUGAGCAUGCAGGAGGCCGUCCGAAGGCGCUCUUGUUACGUGGAGGGCGUGAUCAAGUGCUACCCCAACGAGACCCUGGACGCCGUCAUCAACCGCAUUGUCAAGGCAGAGGUCCAUCGGCUGGUCCUGGUGGACAGAGGGGACGUGGUGAGAGGCAUCAUCUCCCUCUCUGACCUGCUGCAGGCCUUGGUCUUAACUCCGGCAGGCAUCGAUGCCCUUCUAUCUUAGCACCACCGGUUGGAGACACAGCACCUUCUGCCUCCCCUUUCCACCAACUCCUGCCCCCCUGUGCAUCUUCAUCCCUACUCUUUGCCCCCCCCCUCCGUAAAACUCACUGACUGUCUUGAGGAGACACUCUGUUUCCUUCAACAGCUGCAUACCAUGGCCCUGACUGACUGUACACCCACACCCUUUGGCUACAAGUUUGUUCCCUGGAUCGACAGUAUGCUCUUUAAGUAUAAGUUCCAAUAUUAAGAAUUGACAGUGGUAAAUUGCAUUGGCAAUUUUUUUGUUAUUUUGUGUAUUGCAGAUAUUACAAGUCAAGUAAAAGAGAGAGAGAACUAAUUGUUGGGGAAAUGUUCAGUCAUCAAUAUAUAUCCUUGUGUUUAUUGGCUCUGACUUUUGUAGCUGUAUCAGUUCUAUGAAACAAUUGUAUGUUGUUGUAUUUGAUCAAAUUGAUCAUCCAGUUUUUGUUACUCAACAUUUUAUCCUUUCUAUAUAAAAAAAUCUAGAACUUUCAA
Osmerus eperlanus (European smelt) is the source of this 1599-nucleotide messenger RNA. RefSeq names its product protein kinase, AMP-activated, gamma 3a non-catalytic subunit (gene prkag3a). NCBI's taxonomy places the organism in Eukaryota, Metazoa, Chordata, Actinopteri, Osmeriformes, Osmeridae. Gene Ontology annotation, molecular function: protein kinase regulator activity; AMP binding; protein kinase binding. Gene Ontology annotation, biological process: regulation of catalytic activity; protein phosphorylation. The record is from RefSeq and is a predicted model, not a curated record. The coding region runs from base 92 to 1087 and encodes 331 amino acids. The transcript has 12 exons. Gene Ontology annotation, cellular component: cytoplasm; nucleotide-activated protein kinase complex; nucleus.